Molecule: messenger RNA, 1197 nt
Organism: Lizanozyma spartinae
Lineage: Eukaryota; Fungi; Ascomycota; Pichiomycetes; Serinales; Debaryomycetaceae
Exons: 2
Coding region: 1-1197 (398 amino acids)
Biological process (GO): septin ring assembly; endoplasmic reticulum inheritance
Cellular component (GO): endoplasmic reticulum membrane; perinuclear endoplasmic reticulum; cortical endoplasmic reticulum
Source: RefSeq, a predicted model, not a curated record
AUGGUUUUCACUAUUUUGGAAGGGUUUUGUACCUUAUUAUCAAUUCAAGCAGUUGGAAAGACAAUUAACUGGUUGACCAUUAACAGAUCAGAUAGUUGGUUGAUAGUGUCUUUGAUAGGCAGCGGCACGGUGACCACUGGAGCUAUAUAUUUUCUCUACCGAGUUUAUCUAUCACCAUUUGCAAUAGAUAUGGCCAGUCUGUCUCUUUUAGGUUCGGUUCUCACUAUGACCGGAGGGAUUGGGUUAUAUGGAAUUGUUUCAGGUAAGGGAUCCAUAGCUGAAUCAUCAUUGCUUUUUGCUUAUAUUGUCAGAUGUGUCUAUGAGACAUUUCCAGCAUUGUCAGAUAGAGCUGUUGAAUUACUCUCCAGCAUGUUUCAACAAGCAUCUACCAAUUUGAAACAAGAUAUCCCUAACUUUCCUCCGUUGCCAUCGAAAGUUUCCACUGUGAUUCAACAAGUAAUUACAUUCUUAGCUGCAAAUCUACCUCAUUCGUUCAAAACUAUUGGAGAAUUUUUAAUUGAAGCUACUCAAAAUAUAACAGUUCUGCCAUCAAUUAGUUUGAUCUACAGGAUCGGAGUAUUUUACGCUGCCACCAAAAUUAUUCCUUCUUUAUAUCAUGAGUCAUCUUUGUUGUAUUCAACUACUUCGUCACCAACUUCCACUCCUCCAUCACCGUUAUCUACACCAACCCAUAUUCGGUCACGCCAAGUGUCUAGAACGAUACUAAAUCGUGAUGGGGGGAGUACAAGAUCAUCAUCUAUGCAUUUAACUUCCAGCAACCAAAGAACUCAAGCAUCAUCAUCAACUAACGAUUCAGAAAGUAUUUUCCUCGAUGAGCUCAAUCGUUCCAAGAAUGAAGAUGACGUUUUAUUCAUUACGCCGAUACCAUCUGGUGUAAGAAGCUUGUCACCAAUAAACACAAGACCAACUAGCUACGCAAGAGUAUCUCCUAGAAAACGACCUUCUUCCUUGCUUAAGUUUGUGUAUGCAUACAGUCCGUGUAUAAUUAUAGCUGUUUACACUCAUUUAAUGAUGCAAUAUAGUGGUGAGUUGGGGAAAGAAUUGAAAAUUUGGACUCCUUGGAAAUCUGCUAAUGAAUUCACUAUUAUAACUCAUCCUUGGCAGUUUUGGAAUUGGGUUAAUAUGGUAACCACGUUGGUUUUAUAUACUAUGGAAUUGAUCGGGAAUCAUAGAUAG